Messenger RNA from Drosophila kikkawai, 3263 nucleotides. It is a transcript of the gene shakB, whose product is annotated as shaking B. Gene Ontology annotation, molecular function: gap junction channel activity. Gene Ontology annotation, cellular component: gap junction; plasma membrane. NCBI's taxonomy places the organism in Eukaryota, Metazoa, Arthropoda, Insecta, Diptera, Drosophilidae. The record is from RefSeq and is a predicted model, not a curated record.
AGUCAGUCAGUAAAUCAAUCGUGCAGCCAGCGCCCGAUUGCCGUUGUCCCCUUCAUCAAAAGCAAACUCAAGUAACUCAGAUCAACUCAACGUAGCCAGCGAUCAAGCCAUGCACAUUACUGUAAAUACCAAAUCAAAACUAGAUUCAUAAAUAUAUACAAUAAACCCGAAACCCAGUAAUAAAAAAUAAAAAACACAAGGCAAAACCAAAGCAAACAUAAACCAAAACAAAAGUGCAGUGUUCAGUGUUCAACGAGAGUGGAAAGCGAUACGGCAGGGCAACAAAUCGAGCGAAGGAAAGCCAUCAAGGUGAGAGGGCGGCCAAGGGCUGCCCCCCCGCGAGCAGGAGGACGCCAGCCGGAAAAGGCCAGAACAACAGCCAGCAGCAGCCAACAACAGCAUAACGCCCCCAACACUGCCAAUGCCAUUGCCAUUAUCAAGAACAACGUUCGUUCAUCAUCGUUCGUUUAGAUUUGACACAAGGUUCUAUCACGCAAACUAAAGCCACAUCUUGUUGCGGACACCGUUAAGCAGUAUAUAAGUCGGGCCCAACGCACAACCAAAAAGGGUUCUCAAGAGCAACAAAAUAACAUGGAGUUUUUACGCGGCGUCUAUGCGUUUAUGCAAGUGAGUAGAUCAUCGGUGUCUCAUGUCAAAAUCGAUUCACCUGUUUUUCGCCUGCACACCAACGCAACGGUUAUAUUACUGAUCACAUUCUCGAUUGCUGUGACGACGCGGCAGUACGUAGGAAAUCCCAUAGACUGUGUACACACAAGAGACAUUCCCGAAGAUGUUCUCAACACAUAUUGUUGGAUACACUCAACGUAUACAGUGGUCGAUGCGUUUAUGAAGAAGCAAGGUUCCGAGGUGCCUUUUCCCGGAGUUCACAAUUCACAGGGCCGCGGCCCUCUAACAAUAAAGCACACAAAAUAUUAUCAAUGGGUAGCGUUUACACUAUUUUUUCAGGCAAUCUUAUUUUAUACACCAAGAUGGCUGUGGAAAUCUUGGGAGGGUGGCAAGAUUCAUGCGCUCAUCAUGGACUUAGACAUAGGCAUUUGUUCCGAAGCCGAGAAAAAACAAAAAAAGAAAUUACUUUUAGAUUAUUUGUGGGAAAAUUUAAGAUAUCACAAUUGGUGGGCGUACAGAUAUUACGUAUGUGAGCUGCUCGCCCUUAUAAAUGUGAUAGGUCAAAUGUUUCUUAUGAAUCGAUUUUUCGAUGGCGAAUUUAUGACAUUUGGCCUGGAUGUGAUAGAUUAUAUGGAGACCGAUCAGGAAGAUCGCAUGGAUCCGAUGAUUUACAUAUUUCCCAGAAUGACCAAAUGUACAUUUUUUAAAUAUGGUUCAAGUGGGGAGGUGGAGAAACACGACGCCAUUUGCAUUUUACCAUUAAACGUUGUUAAUGAGAAAAUUUACAUUUUCCUUUGGUUUUGGUUUAUCUUAUUAACGUUUCUCACAUUAUUAACGCUAAUAUACAGGGUGGUUAUUAUAUUCUCGCCUCGAAUGAGGGUCUACUUAUUUCGUAUGCGAUUUAGGUUAGUGCGUCGUGACGCUAUUGAAAUAAUCGUUCGUCGUUCAAAGAUGGGCGAUUGGUUUUUGUUGUAUUUACUAGGUGAAAACAUAGAUACAGUUAUAUUUCGUGAUGUUGUACAGGACUUAGCGAAUCGUUUAGGACAUAACCAACACCACAGGGUGCCUGGCUUAAAAGGUGAAAUACAGGAUGCAUGAUAUUGGGAGUAUUAGAAACAAUACAAAAUGCAAUUUGUCGUCUCCAUUUGAAAACCAUCUCAAAACUCAACAACUAAACUCAACAAGAACAAGACUAAAACAAAAUAAAAAAUACAACCACAAGAAAAUCUAGAGAUCUUCGCAGCAGCCGCUUCAUUGAAAACCACAAAACACCGCUAAAAAAUCUUUAAAAAAAUAAAAACGUAUCUUAAAAAUACAACCAAAAAAACUAUCGUCAGCGCAGUCAGUCAGUCAGUCAGUCAUACUAGUCAAGCAUUUUCAACGUGUCACGAGAAAAAGGAACGGACCGAAGACCUAUCGAUAGUCGAUAACACCAACCAAUUAUCAGCAACAACAACAACAACAGCAACAGCAUCUGGGCGAAAUGGAAGCGGACGUAAGCAAUGAGGAAAAAUGGAGGAAAAUAGGAAAAACAACAAUCCACGCAAAACGAACGUCAUUUUUUUGUAUUAAGAUCAAUCAAUCAAUUAAGGAAUCGAACAGCUGGAGAGCAAGCUAACAACAACGGGAAGUUCCGGCCACAAGGGACUUCCGGUCAGGAUCUGAUGGCCGGCGGCGCUUGGCAACCGCUGCCGGUCAAAGGUCACAAGGUCACAAGUCACCAAAGGGAUCGCCAAUGGCGAUCAGCGUAACCAUAGGAAAGUUGCCCCAAAGGACAAGGUCAAAGUGUGAGGAGAACGGAGAACAGCGACACAGGACACCAACGGAAACGGAAACGGACAGGAGCACCGACACAUCACACGCUUACAGCGACAUCACUCAUACGCCACCACGCCGAGCGGCGACAUUACCCAUACGCCCCGUAGAACGCACACGAAAACGCGCGAUAUCGCAAUCGAUACAACAUACAUACAGACACACAGACAUAUACACACACACACACACCUACACACACACACACACCGCACCGCACUUUGCUUGUCAUGCAGCGUUAACUAAACCAAACAUCAACAAAGUCGAGACGACGCCCGCGGAAAAUUGCAUUUCUGUAUUACCCAAAAAAAAAAGAAGAAAAUCGAAUAGAAUUUCUGAGAGUCAACAUCAGCAUCACUAUCACCACGAAGAAGCAAAGAAGCAGAAGGCAGAGGGAAAAGCGUAAACGAUGCAGCAGCAGAAACAACACCACGAAAAGCCGGGAAAAUUGGGGAGAAGUGAGGUGAGGUAGGCAACCCCAUCCGCUCUCAGUUCUCCCCAAGAGACGCCCGGGGCCCGAAGAAAGUCGAGAGAAUCGAAAGGGGAAAAUGCUAAGGCAGAAACGUAAGAGUAACAGUUUAAUUAAAUUAAAUUCAAUUAAAUUAAAUUAAAUUACUUAUUACAAUGAUAUCUUGAAGUGUUCAUGUAUUCGAAUGUAGGUUAACUAAGUCAAGCAUACAAAUAAUUCUACAUAUAUAAAUAUAUAUAUAAAACGAUAUAUAUAUAUAUUAUAUAUAUAUAAACAUUUUUUUUUGUCUAACUCUAAGCAUUUGUAUUACUCGCUAAACAAAUGAAAACAAAGCAAAAAAAACAAAAACCACAAA